GGCUGGCAGCAGGGGAAGGACCAUGACUGACAAAGGAAAGGAAGCAAAGGCAGCAAAUACACACGCAACUUCCUCCACAAGCGAUGAGGACGAGCAUCAAGAUUGGAUGAGGAAGAAGGAGAAGAAGUGGGAGGAAUGGAUGCCGAUCCCAGGAUUCGGAGAAAAGAAGUCAUGGCUCCUGAAACGAACACCCUAGAGUUGGGGUGCAGCGCGCAAAGAGGACAAUCUCUUGACCAAGUCUACAUUACAUAUCAAGGAUUCAUCCUGACGCUACUCAAACCAGAUGGCUUCAGUUGGUCUGGCGGAAUCUGUUGUAGUUCUCAACAACCUUGGAUGUGCUGCCAUCGUGGUUCAACUUGUGCACGGGAGCUAUCGAUCCAAGUCAUUUUCACACAAACACGAGUAAGUUUGUGUACCAUAGUGUCGCUGGAGAGCGACGAUGGAGAAGCUGGCGAUGGCUCCAGCAGCAACAACGAGGUUAAAUUGAGUAGACUUGUUCAUCUAAAGGGAGCGUGGUGUCAGUCGGCCAGGCUGCCCAGGAGGGGUUUUGAGUCAAGAGGUUUCAACAGUAAUCACUUGCGGUAUGAGAAAAUCAUUAUCUGCCUC
Messenger RNA from Guillardia theta CCMP2712, 606 nucleotides. RefSeq lists its product as hypothetical. The transcript has 2 exons. Bases 23 to 196 code for a protein of 57 amino acids. The record is from RefSeq and is a predicted model, not a curated record. NCBI's taxonomy places the organism in Eukaryota, Cryptophyceae, Pyrenomonadales, Geminigeraceae.